Molecule: messenger RNA, 2850 nt
Organism: Sporisorium graminicola
Lineage: Eukaryota; Fungi; Basidiomycota; Ustilaginomycetes; Ustilaginales; Ustilaginaceae
Exons: 1
Coding region: 1-2850 (949 amino acids)
Source: RefSeq, a predicted model, not a curated record
AUGAAGCGCGUAGAUUCAAGCUCGAGCGUCUCUUCGCUUCCUUCACUUCCUACCAUCAACCAAGGCCUGGCGGGGUCCUCAAGCAACGCGGGUCACGGUCGUCGGAUGUACUUGGGCACCCAGGAUGACGACAUGGAGGUGAUUGAGUCCGACGACGAAGAUCGCAUCAUGCCUUCCUCUCCGACGUCCACUUCUUCUUCGAGCGCGCAUCAGUACGGUCUCUCGGCUGCAACCAAGUCUCAGCGACGCAGGUCGGCGCGUCGCACCGACUCGUACAUCCUCACGACCGCUCCUUCGGCCGGCUCGCCUGGUUCCUAUACCUAUCACUCUACCGUUGAGGACUCUGCCGAGGCUGGUCACUCGACCGAUGCCAUUCACGCCUCGCUGGUGCUUGCCCGCCAUAUCUUCUCCGUUGCUGUCACCGAGAAGUGGUGCAGGCCAGACAACUUCUCCAACGCGGUCGCCAUCCGUGUUCAAAUCGGCAGCUACAUCCUCUAUCCGCAGGAAGGUUCUUCCAUGCCUGCUUUCUCUCGAGCCAUGUUGGAGCUGAACUGCGAUGCUGCCAUCAUCGUAACCACGCCUCUUGUAGCUGCAGCCCUCUCCACGCUCAACGCAGGGGAGAACGAGAUCCGCCUCAGCUCCUCCAAGAGAGUGCAGGUGGUCCCCAGUCUCGACUACCUCGGUGGUGCGCGUCGUGCUCAGAUGGCCGCCUUCUCCGACACGGAGCAGGUGCUCGUCAUCUGGACCGAGUCCUGCCGAGACCUCAUCGAGCAGGUGCGUAGCUUUGAGCGCCUGCUCGUCGACUACGUCUGGUCCAUCACUGUUGACCCCGCCGCGUCGGCUCGCAACAGCAUAAUCUCGCGUUCGCCUUCGCUCAUGUCGCUCAACACCACGAUCCAGAGCCAGGUGGUUACUGCCUCCAACUCUGCCGAGACGGAUCUCUCGCAGCUCGAGAACUACGUGCCCGAAGUACGAAAAGUGCAUCACUUUGCCGGCGCUGUGCGUGGUCUCGGUGUUUGCAUGGCCACCGUCGUGGUCGCUAACUGGAUCCGCAACAUUGUCCAGGCAGUUCGACUUGACGGCGAGCCGAUCUACCUUGUCGCGCUGUUGGCCAUCUUCCCCAUGUGGGUCGUCCUACUCCCCCUCGCCGACAAUGUUGCCAGCUGCGUCGCUAUGGCGCUGGGCCCCAUUCGUCCCAUGAUGCGCAACUCACGCUUCCACUCUGGUGUCACGCCGGAGGCUCCCCUAGGCAAGACCAUCCUUCCACACGUCACCAUCCAGAUGCCUGUCUACAAGGAGUCGCUCAAGCACGUUCUGCAGCCGACGCUAGACUCGGUGCGCGCUGCCAUCACCGAGUACGAGCUGCAGGGAGGUACCGCCUCGAUCCUCAUCGCCGAAGAUGGCAUGCUUGUCGUCGACGAGGAGGAGAAGCAGGCGCGUCUCGACUUUUACCGCCGCCAUGACAUUGCUUGGAUCGCGCGUCCUCGCCACGGCGACAUGUUUGUGCGUGCUGGUCGCUUCAAGAAGGCUUCCAACUUGAACUUUAGCAUGCAGAUCUCCAAGAAGUACGAGGAUUCCAUCCUUGCCAACCCCAACCAGGACCGCGAGGCUCUGCUUCAGCGCAUCCUUAAGGAUCGCCACCCUCAAGCCGACGGCGAAGGCGACGUGAGCAUUGGUGAGCUCAUCUUGCUCAUCGACUCGGACACGCGUAUCCCUGCCGAUUCGCUCCUUCCUAGUGCCUGGGAGAUGGCUUCAUCGCCCGACGUCGGUAUCCUGCAGCAUUGCUCUGGUGUCCUGAUUGUUGGCUCUGGUUUCUUCGAAAAGUCGCUUGCCUACUUUAUGCGCUUCGUCUACUUCUUCAUCUCGUGGCAGACGGCUACGGGUGAGGUCGCUCCUUUUGUCGGCCACAACGCUUUCCUCCGCAAGUCGGCCAUCGCUGAGCUCGCCGAAGAGUCGCUCAGUGCCAAGAACAGCGACGGCUACAUCCAACCCUGGUCUGAGGAGACCGUCUCGGAAGAUCUUGACCUCGGUCUGCGCCUCCUGCUGCGCGGCUGGAUCACUCGAUGGGCUACGUAUUCCAACUACGGCUUCCAAGAGGGUGUUUCUCUCACCUACAUCGACGAGGUCAACCGUUGGCGCAAGUACACGUACGGCAUCUUUGAGCUCUUCCUCAACCCUUUGUGGCGAUGGCCGGUUCAGGGUCCGGUGCCCAAGCUCAUCCGCACUGUCUUCUGGUCGAACAAGGUCCCCACCCACUACAAGUUCCAUCUGCUUGCGUACGCUGCCAGCUACAUCGCGAUCGGUGUUUCACUGCCUAGUGCUCUCGCUCUCUACUUUGUUCAAGGCUGGUUCGGUCCUUGGCUGCUGCCCUUCUUCGUUUCGUGUUUCGAAUACUGGAUCGUCUCGCUCGUCGUCUUUGGCGCGACCGGCUUCCUGGGCGUCACCAUCGCUCGUCACCGAAGCGGCGACGCCAACAUCUUUGUUGCUUUCGGCCAGCAUCUGCUUUGGUACCCGAUGAACAUGAUCACGGUGGUCUCGCUCUCGUUUGCUCUGAUCAAGUCUAUGAUCUCGUACCUGGUCUCUUUGCCCAUCUCGUUCGGUGUCACUGCCAAGGACGACAGCGAGUUCCAUUUUGCCAAGGAGGCCCCGCUGGUGCUGCGCCAAUUCUGGCAGUCCAACACGAUCUGCGUUGCCAUCGUGGCGGCGGUCAGCGUGCUUGCUACCUCGGCGGUACCCAUCGGCUGGCAGAUCGCCGACUGGACCACGAUCCUGCCCAUCAUGUUCAUCACAGUGGCCACGCUUUUGUCACCGUUCAUCCUCAACCCUGCUCUCAUCCGGUUCUCGUUCUGA